AUGGUUUCGAUCCAGGGUCGCCGGAAGAUCGAAAUGAAGAAGAUAACAAAGAAAAAUAAUCUUCAAGUAAACUUCUCCAAACGUCGUUCCGGACUUUUUAAAAAGGCCAGUGAACUUUGCACACUUUGUGGAGUCGAAGUUGCGAUCGUAGUCUUUUCCCCUGCUGGCAAGGUCUUCUCUUUCGGCCACCCUCAAGUCGAGUCCACCAUCGACCGGUUCCUCACUCGAAGCCCUUCGGUUCAUAACUUUAACGCGUCGUACAAUGUCGUCGAAGCUCAUCGAGAUGCUAACAUCCGUGAGCUUAAUGCACAUCUAGCUCAACUCGUUGACAUUUUGGAAGUCGAAAAAAGAAAGGGACAAGCACUCGAUGAAGUAAGGAAAGCUGGCCAAAGGCAAUGGUGGUGGCAAGCUCCGAUCGAUGAACUCGGAUCGAGUGAGCUUCAGUUGCUGAGAAAUGCGCUCCAGGAGCUGAAGAUGAAUGUGGAGAAACAAGCUGAUUUGCUGCAGGCAGCGGUUGAGUGCAGCAAUUGCUGGCCAAUUUUGGCCCCAAGUGGUAUCGGAAGUAGUGGUUUGGGCAGUGAAGGAAAUAAUGAAAUGCAUACUUCUUCUCCAUUGCAUAAAUUUGAUCAGAGCCUAUAUUUUGAUUUUUAA
Messenger RNA from Hibiscus syriacus, 651 nucleotides. RefSeq names its product agamous-like MADS-box protein AGL62. Gene Ontology annotation, molecular function: RNA polymerase II cis-regulatory region sequence-specific DNA binding; protein dimerization activity; DNA-binding transcription factor activity, RNA polymerase II-specific. The transcript has a single exon. The record is from RefSeq and is a predicted model, not a curated record. Gene Ontology annotation, biological process: positive regulation of transcription by RNA polymerase II. Bases 1 to 651 code for a protein of 216 amino acids. NCBI's taxonomy places the organism in Eukaryota, Viridiplantae, Streptophyta, Magnoliopsida, Malvales, Malvaceae.